This is a messenger RNA of Mucor velutinosus, 855 nucleotides long. RefSeq names its product serine/threonine-protein phosphatase 2A 56 kDa regulatory subunit delta isoform. The transcript has a single exon. The record is from RefSeq and is a predicted model, not a curated record. Gene Ontology annotation, biological process: regulation of transcription by RNA polymerase II. Lineage: Eukaryota; Fungi; Mucoromycota; Mucoromycetes; Mucorales; Mucoraceae. Gene Ontology annotation, molecular function: RNA polymerase II transcription regulatory region sequence-specific DNA binding; DNA-binding transcription activator activity, RNA polymerase II-specific. Gene Ontology annotation, cellular component: nucleus. The coding region runs from base 1 to 855 and encodes 284 amino acids.
AUGACCCAAGACGUUUUCACCCAACUAUAUCAGUCCCUCACUCCUGUGAUGGGUACUACUACGCCCGCUCAAGAAUCCUCAUCUAUGUUUGACGAAUGGCUCAAGCAAGAUUUUCUUUCAGAGUGCAGUGUCAACUCUUCUCCUGAGAUUGCCACCCCUCUUGAUCAAUUCCUCAUGUCGCCUCCUUUCCAAUCAAAGGACAAAAUAUCAUCAAAAUCCUCUCCAUUAGCUGAAUCCAACGUUGUUGACCUCGACGUCUCUGCAAUCUUGGACUCUCCUGCUCCUCAAUUCUUUUCAAUGCCUUCCGUCUCGACGCCAUCCACACCAGCUGUUGCCGCUACUCCUGUGCCUACUGCUGCCACAUCCACUGCUUGCGGUACUCCCCAUGUUCAGAUGACCAGCUUGUUUGCCGAUAUUGGCGACUCACUGCCUGCUGCUUUGGCCGCAUUAGCUGCUGUUGCCGCUCCUACACCUGUUGCCACUGCUGCUGUGCCAGAGAUGUCGCCUGCUGUGAUCAGUGCAUCGACUCCCGCCUUCUCUGCUUCUCCCUCUCGUAGCCGCAAGCGAUCCAACGACGAUGCCUCUAUUGAUCCUGCUGAUGAUGCCGCCGUGAAACGUCAAAAGAACACUGAUGCUGCUCGUCGUUCUCGUCUUCGUAAGGUGCAAAAAAUGGAAACUCUUGAGGCCCGUGUCUCAGAGCUCGAGAAGAUCAACGCUGGCCUAUUGAUGCGUGUUGCUGUGCUGGAUUCUGAAAAGACAAACUUAAAGGCCAAGGAAUCUUCUUACGAGGAUCGUAUCAAGGUUUUAGAGGGACAAUUAGCUGAGGCUCACAAGGCACUCUCUUCUCGUUCUUAA